AUGAGUAAACGUCCGCCAAACUCGGUCGCCGACCCCUCACAAGCGACGCUCGCGAAUCGCGUAGUGCCUGAGAGUUCAUCAGCAAAACCACUUGAUAACGAGUCGACACCACCUAAUUUGUAUGACCACACUGUAGGCCGUUUAGAAUGUUUAUUAGCGUGCCUUUGGAGAUUGCGAAUCGGACACGCUCGCGUGAUCGUGUUGUUGGAAAAAUGUUUUCACUGCUUCCAUAAUAGUCUUCUAUUGUUGUUCACUAUGCGAGUUGUGAACUGUCUGGAGUACGAUUUCAAGCUAUCUAGAAUUUCAAAAGGGGAACAAAAAAUUACAGCGCUAUUCGCCCCAGCGAUACCAGUUAUACUUAGACUUAUUUAUGCUUUG
Brenthis ino (lesser marbled fritillary) is the source of this 378-nucleotide messenger RNA. Lineage: Eukaryota; Metazoa; Arthropoda; Insecta; Lepidoptera; Nymphalidae. The record is from the annotation of a GenBank genome assembly.